Drosophila ananassae is the source of this 834-nucleotide messenger RNA. Its product is annotated as seminal metalloprotease 1. The transcript is spliced from 2 exons. Bases 21 to 788 code for a protein of 255 amino acids. Lineage: Eukaryota; Metazoa; Arthropoda; Insecta; Diptera; Drosophilidae. Gene Ontology annotation, molecular function: zinc ion binding; metalloendopeptidase activity. Gene Ontology annotation, biological process: proteolysis. The record is from RefSeq and is a predicted model, not a curated record.
CGAACUUUAUUUAGUUGAACAUGAUAGCAGCGUGGAUUAACGUGGUUUUACUUGGCACUCUCUGUCUUUCCCCAGUUCUUGCGGCUCCCUUUAGAGGUAGUUAUGAGGAAACUGAUCCCGAACUGACGGCAGGAUUCUUCCAGGGUGAUAUGGAGGUUGACUUCGCCCGAAACGGACAGAUUUCUGAGUCAAGACGCUGGCCAAAUGCUACAGUGCCCUAUACGAUUUCGGAGGAGUUUGAGGCUCCGCAAGUGGCUUACAUUGAACUCGCCAUGGAAAUAAUUGAGCGAUCAUCGUGCAUUCGUUUUCUACCGGCCACGGAAGAGGACGAAAACUACGUUACGGUAAUACCCUCCUCAACAGGAUGUAGUUCCAAUGUGGGCUACCAGCCUGGCAUAAGGACGGUUAAACUGAAGCCAAAUAAACUAGACUCGGGUUGCUUUAAGUUGGGAACUAUUCAACACGAACUGCUCCACACCCUCGGCUUUCAUCACCAACAGUGCUCCCCGGAUCGAGACGAAUACGUAAGAAUCGUACAGGAAAAUAUUUCGGAGGGACAUGAGAAGAACUUUGUGAAAUACGAAGCCUCCGAAGUGGAAGACUUUGAUCAGGCCUACGAUUAUGGCAGUAUUUUGCACUAUAGCUCAUUAGCCUUUUCGAUCAAUGGAGAGGCCACCAUCGUGGCCCUGAAGCCAGAGGGCCAAGCUCUAAUGGGUCAGCGUCUUAUUAUGAGCGGAACCGACGUGAAUAGGCUCAAUACUAUGUACAAGUGCCCCAUUCAAUUGUAAUUUUUUUCAACAAAAACUUUAUUUUGUAAUAAAUUAUUUGAACAUA